CAAAAGUUCUCAGUCACGGGUUUCUUCUCGACGAGAGAACUUUACUCUUUCUGCGUUCCUAUAAAUAUUUGAUUUUAAAACCUAACUUUUUCAGUUUUUUUACAAAUCCCCAUCACCACUGACGUAAAUGAGUCAUUCGGUUAAUGACCAUUUUACAAAGGACAGAACACUUAUCGUGGUUUAUAAUACAAUCGAUUUUAAUUACACGCAUCUCAGAUUGACGUUAGAUUUGUACUACAAGUUUUUUUAAAGACACGACGACGAGGACGAGGAGAUUUUUUUCACCUAAUAGUUUUUAGCAUAAUGACGACUGAAAUGAGAGGAAGUGAGACGACAUCGUCCUCGUGGACCUAUACUUGGGAGGAUUACGACUUUUGUCAGCAGGAACCACUUCGGGAUGAGGAACGCAUAUUAUUGAACACCUUGCAGACUAUAGGGGCGCAAUAUAACCCCCAAUCGCCUCCUCCACUCUGGGAAAAUGAGGGAUUCACAUAUGACCCAAAAAACCCUGAAGACUCUGCAUUCUAUCACUACUGCCUCGUUGAGGACAACCAAUUCGUCUUUUGUGCGGACCCCAGCGAGUGCAAAUGUGACAAAACCCAACUUUAUUACAACUUGAGGAUCUCGGCCAUCUUCACGGAGAAGAUGCUCAAAAACAGCAUGGGGGCUGAUGUGGAUCCAUCAGAGGUUCAACUUCAACAACAGGCCGUCGCAUUCUUGGCGAAACAUCUGAGAAACAACUGCGACAAAAUAUUCAACCGUUCUAUCCCAUUCGUAAUUGAUGCUCACAUCCUGCGAAGGUUGUGCGACGCGAUCGGAUCAAUUUACACGAGUGAAGGCGAAAGUAAAGAGGAGGACCCAGAGUCAGAUCUAUCGAUCUAUCAAGAUCUCGUCUUAUUUCUGUCAGACUUUUGCCAACAGACGCCUUCUUUAUGUAUUAAUGUUCCGAAGCCCAAGCCCAAGCCUCCAAAGGUGGAUAUCCACAACCUCUCUGUCGCGGCGUCAUCAUCAUCAGAUAUUGAUUCGAGUUAUGGUGGGAGCGACUCGGCAUCAACUUCGACUUCAACUCCAACAUCAUCCAAAUUAAAGAAAAGCACGGGUGCUGAAGCGACAAAAAAAGUCGGCGACGCCGCAUCAACUGAAAUGGUGGACAUCUCCAUGUUCAAAAGUCUUCAACUCCUAGAAUUGCGAAAUACUCCACCCCACCGGAUUUCUGGAUUGAGCUCUUUGCGAAUGAAUCUACAAAAAAUUAAGUGUUCUCGAAAUCUCAAGUCUAUCGGUCAAGUUUUGAAGCCACCCAGUAACACCAAUAUUGCUCAAAUUUGGCCUGAACUCCGAGACCUGGACUUGAGUUAUAAUAAGAUUCCGAGUGUAUUUACGGAAGAAAUAGCAGUAUUGGAAUUGUGCCCAUCACUAGAUAAUUUAAAUUUAUCUCAUAAUCGCAUCAUCGGAAUCGACGAUUCUUUCUCCCGUAUUUUAAACAGUCUUUCAACCCUCAACUUGUGUUUUAAUCAGUUAACUUGUAUUCCUCCGAUUCCACCCAAUGUCAAGAUUCUUCUCUUGAGCCACAACUUGAUCGUUAAUCUCAUAUCGCCAAAAAACAGGGUCAUUCAUUCCGACCCAUUUAAUUUGCUCUGUUCCUUGAAAAACGUGGAAGUUCUCGACUUGUCCACGAAUCUCAUUUCGAACGAAACGGAUCUUGUCCCACUGAAGGAAAUGAACAGUUUAAACAAACUCAACAUGACCGGAAACCCUAUCUCAUUUAAUUCUGGUUACCGACGCUCCGUGGGUGGCUAUCUCAACCGCUACGUGAUAAACCGAAAGUUUGAAUUGGAUAAGAAAAAUCUGUCCAGUUCUGAAGUUCGGGAAGCAAUUGAGGAUUCAAAACAAGGAAAAUUCAUCCCUUACGUCCCCGCAAGCAGUUUGGCCAUCAGUCAAGCAAAUUCUGCCAUGUCGGCCUCACUGAGUUCAGGGGUAUCGGGAUCCAUGUCGACAUCAAACUCGAUGCAACGAUCCGGAAAUAGCAUCUCACAAUUAAAGAGCAUGACUCAAUCCUUCGACUCCACGUCCAGUUCUAUGCAAAGUUUGAGAAGGAAAAAGCCCAAAAUUAGGGAAAUUAUGUCAAUAGAUUUCCAAGAAGAUAGAGAAAAUUCGUACAGUGAAAGUACAUCCUCUGCGAAAAGUGGAUCCUCUUUCGAGUCCAAGAAGGACAAUAAUGCAGAAACUACGAGAAAAGCACUCAAAGCUUUGAGGGACAAGUAUGGCCCAGAACAUUGGCUGCUACGUCAGGCGGGGACAGAGGUCGAUCGACUCUUACGUAUUCCAGGUCGUCCCAUCAAUUACGAUCUUUUUUCUCGUUCCCUUCCCCACAAUUCGAGAGACUUUGGACAGUCUUCCUCUUUUAACAAUAGCUUCUCCCCACCCACAUCGUCCCUUUACUAUGAACGGGCCGUUGCUCAGCAGGAAAGGUACACCAAUGAAGAACUGCUGUUGAUAAAUAGUCGAAAGGCUCGCGUCCCUUCGGAAGACAAAACCCCAGUUGCAUCUCCGCCAGGUCUGGUUCCUGGUGCAUUGAAAACUGGUGAGGAAGACAACACACCCGACUUCUUCUCAUACUUUAGUGCAGAUGUGGGCGAAGACGUGUCAAUCUUUGACCUGUCGAAAGACGAACCAAUCGAUGACAUUUUUGUCGAAGAGGGGAAAAAGGACGUUAAAAUAUUCAAGACAUUCCAAAACGGAGAGAUCUUUAAGCUCAUUGUGUGGGACGGAUACUUGAUGGACGUCAAUAUGGAGGAUAAUGUCAUCCUGAACAAGUGGGAUCUCCAUUGUCUGUUCGCUUUGGAGGAGGAGAAGUGCGAUGCAGAGACGGAAAGUGUCCAAUUUAUGUUGAAAUUUGACACCAUGAGGAAGUCAAUGAGAGAGCGGAGCUUCAUCAUGAGUAGCAAAGAAUUCGCCGUGUUUGACAAAGUGGUCAGCCCGUUCAUUGAGCAGAUGACGCUGCAAGAGUUUACCGAAGCGUUGCAAUGUGCCAAAUGUUUCGCCCAAUUUUCGAAAGCGAUGGCAGGUCGUACUGUAAAACAUGAACCUGGAACUGCGCCCAGAGAGGUCAGAAUUUGUCCAAAUCCGCAAUGUGCAAACGACAUUCUGCUCACGCUGGAUAAUAUCCCGUUGCCAAAUAAUGAAUGUUUGGAUCUGGAUUUGGAAGAGGAUAGGCUUCGGGGACCGUUAAAAGCGUCAACUCCAGUUUCAGGCCGACCCACAAGUUCAUCAUUCUCUCAAUCCAUUCCAAAAGGCAAAUCUCCAGGAAUUUUUAACUUUAUGCGACUGCUUCCAUCAAGUUUAACUUCGAGAAAAAGUUUGACCAGUAGUGAAGAGAUUGUUGUUACUAACCGUAAUGUUCCCACCGUUUAUGCGGCAACUAGUGUGACGCCAACUUCCAGUGAUGGAGGAACGGCCACAAAUACUAAAUCUGAAUCAGAUAUCGAGGUUUUAAGCACAGACAGUAGCAGUAUCGAAGUUCUGGGGAAACACGGUCCAGAUAGCGGAUCGGAAGUUGAUACGGAGGAAGCUAUUGAAGUUCCUGUAGUUGACUCCACCAAACUUGGGAAUAUCGUCGUGCCUCUUUCUGAGAGUACAUCAUCCUCCUCAUGUGCGGACAGCAUUGUAACGACGUAUGAAAAAAAUAAUCUGCUUCCAAUCUCACAACCGCUAAACUCUCCAAGUAAAAUGCCAUCUGGGGCAUCGUCUCUCUGUACGAAUGCAUCCUACGCCAGUACAUCGACACUUACGACGAACAGUUAUAGCAGCCCAGUUCAUAACACAUGCAUGCCGGUUCGGUAUGAUUAUGUCAAUUUUGGGAAGACAGAUCAUCGACUGCAGCUUUGGAGUGAUGUUUCCAUCUUCAAGUCGGAUGAGACGUUGCUGGCAUUGACGAAAUGUAUGAUCAUCUCAAACUCUUCGUCACACAAAAACUUUUUGGGAAUUGUAAUCUUUUCGACCAAGAAAGUCUAUUUGUACCGAAUUACCGGAAAUGAAGGUGAUCGUCCACAAGAAUGGUUGCAAAAGGUGACUUCAUUCGAUUUGGCCAAAUUUACCAAACUUGAUGUGCUAAUUGGACGUCACGGUGUCGGGGUGGAUUUCUCGGGGAAAUAUUAUGCCCUCAUUUUUCGCGAUUCGGAGCGAACUUCUGGAUUUCUAGAGUUUUUCAUGAGUGACAUUUGUGGCACAUUAAAGUCACCUCCGAUGGUGCGAGAUUUCAGUCAAACCCAAAAAAUGAUGCUCAGCGCAACAAAUCCAAUCAGUUAUUUUGGAAUUAUGCGUUACGCUGUCUGCGAUAGCCCUGACAACACCUACUCCGUCUCUGCUGUGUUGCUUACAAAUGAAGAAGUUUUAUUAAUAACUGACCUGUCCUGGAUGGCUGGCCGAAGUGAAAAGGUUACAACAACUCAUGGACGAAAGUUGUCACAUCUUCGUCAAGUUGAAUCACUGGAGUCAGAUGCAACCUUUCUACGACUCGCGUUUACGCUAGAACAAGAUCGAAUUGUCAACUGGGAACUUAUAUUUGAAACUGAAAAUGAACGAUCCAGAUUUAAAGAGUGUCUCAAAUCAGAUCUAAAUCGGGAUGACGUCCCCUUCAUUUGUCUCUCUCAGCCAUUAGACUCUUAAAACUUCACUUCACUUGUCUACCUACCUGUAAUACCUCCAUCCCUGGAUCGAAGCUAUUAUUAUUAUCAAUAUAGUACAACAUUUCCUGUCCUGCAAGUCAAUUUAAAACUAUGCACUAUUUAUGCAAUUGUAAAGUUACAAAAGCCACAAAAUGGUUAACAAACUAUUAUAAGUAUGUAAUUAUGUCAACAGCAAACAAAUCGUGAUAGGAAGUCGUCGCUUAUUUAGAACUAAGAAUUUAUGGGUAAUAUAUGAAAGCGAUAACGAUAAUAUAAGUGACCGAUAUUUAUACGGAGAUUUUUUGUUAUAGUCUUCAGUUGCGGAUUUUUCGAAUACCAAAUAAUUAUUAAUAUGCAGUCAUUUUGUGCGAUAAUAUUAUAACGUAUGUAUUUCCGAGAUUUUACUUUUACUUUACGAGAAGGUAUUUUAAUGUAAAAAUAAUACUUUCCCUUUUUAUUGUGCUUUAAACAAUAUUUUUUAGACUGGUAUGACAUUACUUGGCUCAAUUUUCUAGAUGUAUAAUAGAAUGUCUUGAUGUUGCUGCAUAUAAUAAGUAAACUUCAUUUGCAUUUUUGAAAUUUUCCGAUUUUAUUGUGAUAAUACGUGGCAGGUUUUUAGCACGGAUAGUUUAGCAGCGCUCUAAUUUUAAUGAUAAUGAAUGAAAAUGAAUGAAAAUUGUGAUUAUGAAAGAUUGAAAAUAUUCUGAAAGAAAAUAAGAUUGUCAAGUAAAAGUUUUUUAUAAAUAAA
Folsomia candida is the source of this 5412-nucleotide messenger RNA. RefSeq lists its product as uncharacterized. NCBI's taxonomy places the organism in Eukaryota, Metazoa, Arthropoda, Collembola, Entomobryomorpha, Isotomidae. The record is from RefSeq and is a predicted model, not a curated record. Bases 304 to 4665 code for a protein of 1453 amino acids. The transcript is spliced from 14 exons. Gene Ontology annotation, cellular component: cytoplasm. Gene Ontology annotation, molecular function: protein binding.